AUGCUCACCGUUCAGGAGCGCAAGCCCAAGAGGCCUCACUACAUCCCACGGCCCCCAGGCAAGCCCUACAAGUACCAGUGUUUCCAGUGCCCCUUCACCUGCAACGAGAAGUCUCACCUCUUCAACCACAUGAAGUACAACCUGUGUAAGAACUCCAUAUCACUGGUGUCUCAGAAAGGGGGUCACACAGGGAGGCAGACCAAGACCCCUGGCCCUGCCAAGGACAAACUGUCAUCUUUAACCCUGAAAGAGAACUCAGGCCCACUUCCUUUGAAGCGGGACAUGACCCCUGAGGGUCACAGAGGAGGAGUGGAGAACAGGAGAGAAGAGAAGGAGGAGAAAGAGGAGAGAGAGGAGGAGUGUGGGAGUCCAGUCAGAAAGGACAUUCAGAGUGUGAUCAAAUCAGACACAAGGGAACUCAAAGAGGCCAAGACUUUGCCACGCCCGUCAGCCUUCUCCCAAGUCACACCCAAUCGGGAGAACCCAGAGGGCGGGCUAAUGUCGCCCAACAACCAAUCAGAGGAACCGUCUCUGACUCCGCCCAUGCCAUCAUUCCAUAACCCCACCUUCCCCUGGGGCCCAAUGGCCGCAGCCUCCAUGCCGCUGAAGCCCCUCCCACCGCACAUAAUACCCGAGUACCCUCCCUACCCGUUUCCCGAUCGCCACCCGGCCCUCCACCCCCUCUACCAGCCCUACUUCAUCCCAAGGAUGCAUCACCUUUCUGGGCCAAACUCCCAGACCUACCGGCCUACCUUCCUGGAGACCCCACAAAGAACUGUGAUACCCCUGAACCCGGACCACUCCCACCCUUCUGACAUCCCUCCGUAUCCCUACAGAUACGGUCUCCACCUGCCCUAUGGCCUGUACCACCCCCCAGACCACCACCACCCCAUCCCAGGCUCCAGGUACCUUCCUCUGGAUGUGUACGGCCCAGGACCAGGCCCCGGCCUGGGACCUAGGGACUAUGACUUCUACAUCCACCCUAGGCUCCAUGGUGAACCUCACAGUAGACCCACUGAGGAAGGGAACAGCCAGGGGGAGCAGAGCGGAGACAAGCCCAUCAGACUAAGCCCCAUGGAGGGGUGUUCUGCCUUGGGCUCCCCUGACAGACCCAGCCCUCCACACCCCUUCACCCAGAGAGACACUACUGAGGGUUCCAGAUACACUGUCCUGGGGGAACCACAGCCUGUCAACCAAUCAGGAGGACCAGAGCCAGCCUCUCAACCAAUCAGAGUAGACGUGAACAAAGAGGACGCACCACAGAGCUUGUUGAUGCAAGUGGGGACGAAGCACAUGGAAAGAGGGUAAGCGAUGAUACAACAUGCACAAGCAUUCUCCUCACACACUGGUUCAUGGUUCAUUCAAAUUCAAAGCUCUUUACCAGCCAAAACACCUAAAGCUCUAAAUAGUCAAUUCAAAUGUAUCAUUGGAUGUCUAAUCGUAUAUGUCUAAGCAUAUUACAUGUCUUCCAUCCUCAUUCAGGUCGGCAGCCGACAGCGCAGAGCCCUCCACCUCUGACGAAAGCAACGACUCCUCAUCUGAACGAGAUGAGGAUGAUGAGGUUGAAGAUACUGAGGAAGAUCUGAUCCCCCUGAACCUCUCCAAAAAGGACCAGGAGUCUGACCUCCUCACCAGCAGGAGGAGCUGUCCUGAAACACGGCACACAGAGGAGGACCUGCCAUUAAACCUCAGCCUUAGGGCCACACCAGGCAGUCCAGAUCACUGCUCCAAAAUGGCCGCCUCAAGAGGUUUUCAACGGGGCUCCAGCACAGAUCAUUGCUCCAAACUGGCCGCCUUAAUCGCAGUGGGUCUCAGUCAACAGGGCUCCAGCCCAGCUCCCACCCAAACAGACAAGGAGCCCAGUGACCAACAGAGACAGACUGCAGCCCUGGCUCUCUGCCAGCUGGCUAGCUCCUCCUCCUCCUCCUCCUCCUCCUCCUCCAGCCUCCGCUCUACUGCAGCAGACAGCCUGUCAGUACGUCCAACACCAACAAACUCUGGCAGCCAUAGCUGCCCCUGUCCCCCAACAACCACAGCCCUCGCCAGGGAGGUGAAACACACAACUUCAGGCCUCUCUAAGAAGGUCAAACAGGUACACACAGCCAAGGGCCAGGCUGAACAGUCUAGUGCCAAGGCUAGGGGGGUGAAGAGAGCUGCCAGGGGAGAGAGCCAGCUACCAGCCAGGGAAAACACCAAGCUUACAGCACCUCAGAAACAGAGACCGACUAAGAAGGCCAGGGUGGUGAUGGAGACAGGAGGAGGGAGAGCACUGAGGAGGAGACCUCUCUGCUGCUGA
This is a messenger RNA of Coregonus sp. 'balchen', 2296 nucleotides long. The record is from the annotation of a GenBank genome assembly. Lineage: Eukaryota; Metazoa; Chordata; Actinopteri; Salmoniformes; Salmonidae.